GAGUCUGCUCAGAAGAUUUGUAAAUCCUGGCACUUCAGCAUCUGAAUCCUUCCUUCUCUGUGACAGCCGUUUCUCACCCUCCUGAGUGUGGACGGAGAAAGGCCCUGCAACUGAGAAGGUUGAGGGUGUGUGGUUCCUAAAGCCAGGUGAUGGAUCCAAAUCCCAUCUUGCUUUCUUCUCAAUCCCGGACCUGCUCCUACCUGGAAGACCCCUGCAUGGAAGGUGAGAGAAGCUUAUCCUCCCAAGAGCUGGGCAGAGACUCCCCCUUUCUCUGGGACCAGCUGCCCAACUCCAGCCUUGCUGACCCUGACUGGUUUGGGAACGAGCACAUCCAAGCAAAGAGGGCCAGAGUAGAGACCAUCGUCCAAGGUGUGUGUCUCUCCCCUAUCUCUCUAGUGCCAGAAAAUGCCCACGCCAGGGACAGCCCAUGCUACCCAGAGAAGGUCAGGGAACGGAAGAGGAAGCAGAGCCUUCCCAUGCAGCAAAGCUCCCUUAGGUCAGGCCCUGUCCAAGACCAGGGCACUGGGAUAGGGAGCCACCAGGUGAGACAACAGCUUCACCUGCUGAAGCAGCAGCUGAGACAUCUUCAAGAGCACAUCCUACAGGCUGCCAAGCCCGGGGCUCCAGUCCAGGGCCUGGGAGGCUCUGAGCAGGAAAGAGGCCCCCUGAGUGCAAAGAAGAGGAAUGGAUGUAGGUCUAGCCCCUGGGAUAUGGACAGUGAUCACCACCAGGACUUCCAAGGAGGAGAAAAGCACAGAAUGGCUGAGAUUGGACACCAGUCGGAGGAGCCCAGUUUCCUUCCUUCUGGAGCAUGGGCAGUGCUGGAGAUCCUGAGGAAGGAACUGACCAGGGUGGUGGCCCAGGCUGUGGACUCAGUAUUACAAAAGGUGCUAUUGGAUCCGCCUGGUCACCUGACCCAGCAGGGAAGAAGCUUCCAGAGGCUAGUGCCAGAUGGUAGAAGUGAGCCUUCACUUUCUGGAGGAGGUGCCUGUAAAGAUCUACCUGCUCUGGCCACCGCCUUGCCCAGGAGGGUCCAGCCACAAGCUGGGGUUUCUUUGGGAAAUUUAUCACUGGCCAACCCUCUGGAUUCUCCUACAUACCCAGUCUCUUCAAGAAGGGUCACCAAACCCUAUCAGGGUCCUGCAGCAAACUGUCCCUUCACUGUACCCUCCCACAUCCAGGAAAGUCAUAUUCUUAAUCGGUUACUGGGUCAUGGGUCCAAUGGCCAUUGGAGCAGAGGUCCUCCCCAGGAUGCAUCUUCCCAAAGUUGCCCAUCCCCACAGUCUGCCCAGCAGCCUUGGGUUUUGAACCCAAGGCUCCCCCUGCCUUUCACAGCAGCACAUCUGGAGAGCCAGCCUCUCCUUCCCUCUGUGAAGAUGGAGCAAGGAGUUCUGCAGGCUGUCACUGAUGCUCUUCCUUUCUCUUCCAUCCACAUCCAGGAAGGCCUAAACCCUGGUCACUUGAAGAAGGCCAAACUAAUGUUUUUCUUCACACGGUACCCCAGCUCUAACCUCCUGAAGGCUUAUUUCCCUGAUGUUCAGUUCAACCGCUGCAUUACUUCCCAGAUGAUCAAGUGGUUCAGCAACUUUCGUGAAUUUUAUUACAUCCAAACGGAAAAAUUUGCCCGGCAAGCAAUUUCAGAUGGUGUGACAAAUCCCAAAAUGCUAAUGGUUCUCCGUGAUUCAGAACUUUUUCGAGCUCUCAAUGUGCACUAUAACAAGGGAAAUGACUUUGAGGUCCCAGACUGUUUCUUGGAAAUCGCCAGCCUGACGUUACAGGAGUUCUUCAGGGCUGUCUCCGCAGGGAAAGACUCAGAUCCUUCCUGGAAGAAACCCAUUUACAAAAUUAUUUCAAAACUGGACAGUGAUAUCCCAGAGGUAUUCAAAUCUUCCAGCUAUCCCUAGAAGCUGUUUCCAGAGUUAAGAUCAAAGACAAUGAGUAACUGGGCAGGAUUUCCUGAGUUUGUCUCAAAUGGCACUUUAGCUGUAGUCACAUAAAAAGGGCACAAGGACCCCAUACCCCAAGUAGGCACUAUUACUAGUUUGAUCAAAGAUUUAACUUUAUAGUAUAUCAACUAAGUGUAUGAACAGGUUGGUAGUGUAUUUAAAAAGAAACACAAAUUUGGAAUCAGAAGACUUGGAAUGUCAAUUCCACUGUUGCCAGAUGGGAACUUCCUGGUAUCUCUGUACCUGAAAAAUGAGGUUAUAAGAAUUAAAAG
Molecule: messenger RNA, 2218 nt
Organism: Castor canadensis (American beaver)
Lineage: Eukaryota; Metazoa; Chordata; Mammalia; Rodentia; Castoridae
Gene: Prox2
Product: prospero homeobox 2
Biological process (GO): regulation of transcription by RNA polymerase II
Cellular component (GO): nucleus
Molecular function (GO): RNA polymerase II cis-regulatory region sequence-specific DNA binding; DNA-binding transcription factor activity, RNA polymerase II-specific
Source: RefSeq, a predicted model, not a curated record